AUGGCGGCAGCGAGGGCCUCUCUUUCUCAUGCUAUCCCGCGCCCAUCUUCCCCCAGGCCCAACGCCGUUCUGGCGGCGGCGCGCCUUCGAUGGCCCGGUCGGUUGGGUGGCGCAGCGCGAGGAGAUCGGCGGAGGAAGAAAGCUGGCUUCCCCAUUGCUGCCUCCGCCGCGGUUGAGCGUUCGCCGUCGUUGCUGCUAGACGAGGAGAAGGUACGACGGGAGGGAGUGAUCCUCUCUCUGUUAAUUCGACGGAAGGUCGUUCUCUUGGAGGUUUAAUGUUGCGCGUACUGCUCUUCAAACCCUAGGCUCACUCGGGAAUUGAGAUAAUGAAGAAAGCAGUUGCUCCUCAAAUCGAAAUGUUAUCGAUGGUGGAUUUCUAUUCUUUAUUUUUUUAUCCUGAAAUUGGAGGCGAUAGGUCUCUCUCUCUCUCUCUCUCUCUCUCUCUCUCUCUCUCUCUCACACACACACACACACACACGCUUCUCUUCCGUCUCAUGAAUUCACAUUUCCGAGUGCAGAAAGAAUCCUUCCAUUCACAGCUUUUUCUUCAUAAAUCUCCAAACAUCGCCUGUUUCCUCCAAUUCUGAAAGAAUAAUCAGUAUGUGAUAAAAUCCUCUUCACAGAAAAGAGGCCGCACAGAUCAGUAAUUUCCUCUGGCGGUAUUUCUGAGCUCUGUGAAUCCGAAUAACCUUCUGUGUUACGGCUCUCUGUUAAUCGUUGACUUCUUCUCUACAGUUCAAGCAGAUCCUAAACAUUGUUUCUGUGCGGCUCAGGUGGAUGCUCUGCUAGACAGCAUUAAAUGGGAUGAGAAAGGGUUGGCAGUGGCCAUUGCCCAGAACUCGGACACUGGAGCAAUCUUGAUGCAAGGGUUUGUCAACAGGGAGGCCCUGGCGAAGACCAUCACGUCAAGGAAGGCAACGUUUUACAGCCGGUCGAGGUCGUCCCUGUGGACAAAGGGGGAGACCUCCAUGAACUUCAUAAACGUGUGCGAGAUCUUCCUCGACUGUGAUCGCGAUUCUGUGAGUUCCCUUCUCUCGGAUCUAAAUUCUUCGGAAGCUCACCAAUCUUUCUCAUGGAAUUCAGCGCAAUUCUUGCUUCAUUUUUGGAAGCUUAACAGCUCCCAUCUCGUGAAAUUUUCUUAUGUUCUUGCCGAAUUUAUCAAAAAGUCUUACCCGUUCUAGCUCACGGAGCAUCAUCACAUUCAUCUCUUGGUUCUUUCUGGGCUUCGUAUCUCGCAGAUCAUAUACCUUGGGAAGCCUGACGGGCCGACCUGCCACACAGGGUCAGAAACAUGCUAUUUCUCAUCGGCAUCCGAUAUCUUGAGAAAUGGGGAGGUCUGUAAGCUUCCUAGUCAGUCAACCCAUUUUGAGUAAAUGGAAAAAUGGGUUUUUCACCAUUCACUGUUGAGCUUACGUUGACUUUCUUUCAGGCGCACAACCAUGGGUUGGCAUUGACUACUCUUUACUCCCUUGAGGACACCAUUCAUCGACGCAGGGAUGAGAUAGGAAAUGCCACGGAUGGGAAGCCUUCCUGGACGAAGAGGCUGUUACUCGACAAUGAACUCCUGUGCAGCAAAGUCCGGUACGGUUAUCACCAUUUUUACUUCUUUUUUUUUUCUUUUUUUUUUUCUUGAAAACCCAUAAUUGCUGAAUUUAUCAGAACGCCCGACAACUUAGAACAGUAUCGAGAGAAUAUCACUCAAGGGUUGUUCUUCGCAUGGCCACACAAAAAAGGCAGUUCUUUAGGUAUCCACAGGGAGCAUGCGCCUCCUCCCAGAUGUCGCUUAGAUACUACAUUCUGCAUAAGUGAGAAGGCAUAGUCUACCUGUUUCACGCUCGCCAUAUUAUCCCCUUCCUCUCUGGAACGGUGAACAGGGAAGUCCUGAUGAAUUCCCUCCCCCUUCCUCUUCAGUGAAUGACAGGAAACCGAAUGGGAAAACUACCAACUGAUGGUUUUUUUAAUCGAAUCGAAGUAGUGUUAAUGAAUGCUACUUACUUUUUCUGAUCGCUGCUGCUUUCCUCUGCUUUCUCUUUGCAAUCUAAUUACUUCAUCAUUUCGAGCUUAAACUAGGUUACCUAAAUGGUUCUACCAUUAUUUGCUUUUUACCUUCUUUUGGAAAAGUGUGACAUUUAGUUUGUGUGAUAUUUACCUUUUCUGGGCUUCUCAUGAAGCUAUGGUUUCAUGAGCUUUUCGUUCACCGCGAUUUUAUCAGCUGAUUCAUAUGGAAGCGUUUUCUAUAAAACGCGGCGUAAACCCUGCUUCCAUUUUAGUCUUUUUCUUCUAGAUAGAGAGGUGAGAUAGUGAUCAAAGCAUAUAUAUGGGCUGUAAACCUAAAAAGCCCUGGCUGCACUUCUCCACAGGGAAGAAGCCGAGGAGCUGGUGCAGACUCUUCUGGGCAACGAAGAUCGCUCGCGGACUGUCUCUGAGAUGGGGGAUCUCAUGUACCACGCCAUGGUGCUGCUGGCCGUGAAGGGCGUCAAGAUGGAAGAGGUGCUCGAGGCUCUUCGGGAGAGAUUCGCCCAGUCGGGGAUCGAGGAAAAGAGCAGCCGAAAGAAGCCCAAUUGA
Messenger RNA from Spirodela intermedia, 2565 nucleotides. Lineage: Eukaryota; Viridiplantae; Streptophyta; Magnoliopsida; Alismatales; Araceae. The record is from the annotation of a GenBank genome assembly.